Molecule: messenger RNA, 2492 nt
Organism: Eubalaena glacialis (North Atlantic right whale)
Lineage: Eukaryota; Metazoa; Chordata; Mammalia; Artiodactyla; Balaenidae
Gene: FAM43B
Product: family with sequence similarity 43 member B
Exons: 2
Coding region: 548-1534 (328 amino acids)
Source: RefSeq, a predicted model, not a curated record
CACUGCUAGCCUGCGCGGGGGAGGAGAGAGAGGAGGGGACAAGAGAGCUAGCGGUCCCGCCCGGUGAUGUAGGCAGCCCGGGGAGGUGGAGCCGCGACGCCUGAAGGAGUCCCCACCGCAGUCGCGCUCUCUCGGUCUACCCCUCCGAGUAGCCAGUCGCCAGGCCCGGCUCCGGCGACCUCCCUGCCGCCGCAAUUUGGGCGGCGGGGACCGUGGGAUCCCCCCUAUUCGGGCCUGGGGGGCGUCUCCUCCCCGCCCAGCCCCUGCCCCUCCUUGCUUCCCGGACGGCUGGAGCGACUCCCGGGGGACGCUGUUCCCGGACGCUCGGCCGCCGCCCGGGCAUCUCGGCUGCCAGCCCGGCUGGGCACCGGGCAUCUGCGAAGCUAGCUAGCCCUGCCUGGCAUCUCUGGGAACCGACUGUCUCCGGCGCCGCCCAGCUUCUCGAAAGCCCGGGGCCGCGGGCUUCUGCGCGCCCUCCCUUCCCCCGGCCGCCGGGCAGGACGCCCGUGAGAUCGCGGCGUCCCCAGCCCCUCUGGGCGCCGCCGCGAUGCUGCCCUGGAGACGUAACAAAUUCGUGCUGGUGGAGGACGAGGCCAACUGCAAGGCGAAGAGCCUGAGCCCGGGGCUCGCCUAUACGUCGCUGCUCUCCAGCUUCCUGCGCUCCUGCCCGGACCUGCUGCCCGACUGGCCGCUGGAGCGCCUGGGCCGCGUGUUCCGCAGCCGGCGCCAGAAAGUGGAGCUCAACAAGGAGGACCCGACCUACACCGUGUGGUACCUGGGCAACGCCGUCACCCUGCACGCCAAGGGCGACGGCUGCACCGACGACGCCGUGGGCAAGAUCUGGGCGCGCUGCGGGCCGGGCGGGGGCACCAAGAUGAAGCUGACGCUAGGGCCGCACGGCAUCCGCAUGCAGCCGUGCGAGCGCAGCGGCUCUGGGGGCUCGGGGGGCCGCAGACCGGCGCACGCCUACCUGCUGCCGCGCAUCACCUACUGCACGGCGGACGGGCGCCACCCGCGCGUCUUCGCCUGGGUCUACCGCCACCAGGCGCGCCACAAGGCCGUGGUGCUGCGCUGCCACGCCGUGCUGCUGGCGCGGGCGCACAAGGCGCGCGCCCUGGCCCGCCUGCUCCGCCAGACCGCGCUGGCGGCUUUCAGCGACUUCAAGCGCCUGCAGCGCCAGAGCGACGCGCGCCACGUGCGCCAGCAGCACCUCCUCGCGGGGGGCGCCGCCGCCUCGGUGCCCCGCGCCCCGCUGCGCCGGCUGCUCAAUGCCAAGUGCGCCUACCGGCCGCCGGCCGCCGAGCGCGGCCGCGGGGCGCCGCGCCUCAGCAGCAUCCAGGAGGAGGACGAGGACCAGGACGAGGAGGCGGAGGAGCGCGAGGAAGGAGCCCCCCAGAGCGAGCGGCCGGAGGUGCUCAGCCUGGCCCGGGAGCUGAGGACGUGCAGCCUGCGGGGCGCCCCGGCGCCUCCGCCGCCCUCGCAGCCUCGCCGCUGGAAGGCCGGCCACCGGGAGCGGGCGGGCCAGGCGCGCUGAGAGCCGAAGGGACAGGACUUGCGGCCCCAGACCCGGCCGGCCUGACUUACAGCCUCUAACCCCGGCCCUGCCCGCUACGGCUCCCCCUGGUACCCCGGCCCUUGCCUCCCUCGUGGUCUCUGUUGUCCGCUCGAGCCUCGUCCUGGCUCACGGUGACGCCUGACAUGCCCUUGUAUUGGGGAACCAGAUGGGGGAGCCAACAGGAUUCAGUGCUCACCUCUCCCCCCACCUGAUCUCCCGGAGCCCUCCCUUGUGGAUUUGCCCCCUACGCUUCACACCAAGUCUCUUUACCCAUAGACCACGCCCUCCCUCCCCAAACAUCCUCUCAAGAGAAGUGGGGGAGACGUUUCCAGAAAUCCAGGAGGGUGGCCUUGGAUCUUGGCCAGGUGGAGGCAGUGGUCCUGCCCUUGACCAGGCUAGCCUUCCUCCCUGGGAUGAGACCAACCCUGGGGAAGCAUUCUUGUAGGGGGAAGAGUAAGUAGCCCCGGAGAAUUGAGGCUGGGCCCAAAGUGGCAACUGAGUCUGCUGCCAUACACACAAGGAAGACUUCUCUAUGCCUGGCCUCUCUACCCCUCGGAGGACUUCUGGGACUUCACUCCUCUGGCUCUGGAGAAGACUGGGAUGUUCCUACCAACCCCAACCACAGGUUGGGCCAGGCGCCCCACAACCAGGACCAAGACGAGGCCUCCAGAGGAGGUAAGGAGGACCUCUGGCAGUGCUUGAGGACACUGGCUACCCAGAAAAUGGACACAGGAGGGAUGCCCCCAAGCUGAGGCUUGUCAGAGCGCGAGGGUCCUGACAGCAGCUGGAUUCACAUAGCAGGAUGAGGCAGGAGGAUGCGGGAACCCAACAGAGAGAGCGGGCCCCUGCCCACGUGUCUCUCAGCAAGGCCACCAAAAGCCCAAAGAUCUAUGUGUCACCAAAUGAUCACUGUAAAUAAAGUGUUCCUGCUUUUUCA